Molecule: messenger RNA, 2138 nt
Organism: Oncorhynchus tshawytscha (Chinook salmon)
Lineage: Eukaryota; Metazoa; Chordata; Actinopteri; Salmoniformes; Salmonidae
Product: meiosis 1 associated protein
Exons: 13
Coding region: 236-1939 (567 amino acids)
Biological process (GO): meiosis I; spermatogenesis; male meiosis chromosome separation
Source: RefSeq, a predicted model, not a curated record
GCAGCUGCCUUGGCGGGAGAGCGCGAGACGUGACGUCACGUAUACUUUUCAAACAAUCUGAAAAUAACCUCGUUAUUUUAAAUUAAAAUGGUAUUAUUAUUAUUUUUUUUUACAGCUAAAACUAAUGUGUCUUUUGGCUAAAUAACCAGAACAUACACCAGGACAGGGAAUUCAAUAAGAAACACGAAAAGAAAAGUAAAUUUCAGAGAUCCCGAUUACUGAUUCCGUUGUUGCCAUGGACGCAAGGAACCGCUCUGGCCCCCCCUCCUCCUCCUUCCAGGUGUGCCGCCCCUCCUUGUUCUCACGGCAACCGCCCCGUGUUCUGAUCGUGGACGCGUCACCGCCCUGGUGGUCAGAGACUGGUACUACGCUGUGUGAGGCUUUGGAUAACUUCCUGACUCUGGCCUGUAGUCUGGACGGACCCUGUAGACUGCCCCUGCUUAGCCUUUACGCUCUGAGUAGACAGCAUGAAUGUCUGCUGCCAUUCGUGCAGGUGAGGGGUAACCUGGCCCGACUGCGUUCCUGUGUGGAAGAGCUGAGGUCCAUACCCGGAGAGGGGUGCGUCCGCGCACCUAGAGGGGAACUGCUCAAACAGGCUGUUUUGGACAGCCUGCAGCAGUUUAAACAGUACACGCGACACACUACCACUCCGAACCAGGCCAACAACAAUGGAUCUGUAGAGGUAACCGUGGUGACGAGCCAGCCAGGGCGUGGUGUGGUGAGGCAGUUGGAGGCGGGAUUAAAGGACACUGACUUGGUGUCUCUACGACGCCUACUAGUGGUCCACGUCAGUACUGCAGGGAGAGGGGAGACUGACUGCUGGGGGCAGGACACACCCUCACCUGAGACUGCAGAGGAGACUGAAGCCAGUCUGAUGUUAGGUACAGAGAUCGACCUGCAGCAUGUAGAGAACAGUGUGAUUGCCAUGGAGAUAGUGUUGAAGGCGUGGCUUCAUGACCAGGGUGGGAAGAAGGAACAACUCCACCUGUUGUUACCACCUGGAUUACAGGGAGAGAUUACUACACCUAGUCAUGGACAGAGAGCUAGUCCAGUGUGUGUGAAGUGUGACAUGCAGGAGCGUCUCCUAAGCCCCGCCCUCUUACCUCUGACCCCUGACAUUGGGGUCAAGACGGAGAGCACCAAGGACUUCCUGGUGUCAGGCAAGGGCUUGGCCAAUCAGAGCCCUCCGCCUCAGAGACUCAGAGUCAUCAAGACACUGCGUGCAGACGGCGUGUGUGAGAGUGUGUUGUACGGCCUGCCCCUCAUCAUCAGGCCUACCACCUGUUGGCAAAUGGACUGGGAUGAGAUGGAGAGAAACCAUCACCUCUUCCAUGCUCUCUGUCACACACUCCGGGCUCGUGACUGGUUCCUACUGGUGCGUUCAGAACCUAUUGGUUCCAGUUCUAUUGGUUCUGGUGUGUGUUGCCACUACCUCCUUCAGCCCUCUGCCUCUCUCUCCCUCCUCCUCAAACCUGUGGCAAACAGAGAGAUGCUGCUGCCCUGCCAACUGCCUGUCUCAAAUCAGGACCCCCCACCUGAUGCACUCACCACCAUACAGAGUUGUGUGGGUCAGCUAGAAGAAGAGUCUCUCUUCAACCCUCUCUCUCUGAGGAGUAACCUCUACCAGCACCUAAGGAGCAGGGGCCUACUGUCACCACCCUCAUAUCCAUACAGACCCCAACAGACUCCCCGCAGGGACCAACCACGGCCAGCAGUGGGCCCAUCAACUACACCCGCUCGACAGCCAAGACAGCAGCAGCAGCAGCAGGGUCGUCAGUUCCAGGGGGGUAACAGGAGAGUCAGGGCCACCGUGGCGCCCCUCCCCUCGGCCCCUCCUCCCUCUAAGAUGUCUCGCCCAACCCUCACCAUGACCCCAGACCCCCGGGCCACCGCCACACCCCUCUGUUCCCAAGACGACGAUUUGCUGAUGAUGCUGUGAGACUAUUAUUGCACCUCGCUCCAGAGUGAAGUUUCCAACACUAAUGACCCACCACAGCUCAACAAUACUAAUAACCCACCACAGCUCAACAACACUAAUGACCCACCACAGCUCAACAACACUAAUGACCCACCACAGCUCAACAACACUAAUGACCCACCACAGCUCAACAACACUAAUGACCCACCACAGCUCAACA